CCUGCGGGACUGGGGCUGGCGCGCCCCAGACCCUGGCCGCGGUGUCUUCAUGAUGACAGCAGCCCCCUGUCGGGAACAGCGCGCACCCGAACAGAAAACCAAGGUCCAGAAUGGGGAGAUGUGCGUGGGGACUCCCAGCGAGGUGGUGGCGGUCAGAACUAAGAAGUAUUCAGAAGCCAAGUCAUGGAUCCACCUGCACGUAAAGAAAAGUCCAAAGUUAAAGAACCUGUCAGCAGAGUUGAGAAGGCCAAGCAGAAAUCAGCCCAGCAGGAGCUGAAGCAAAGACAGAGAGCAGAGAUUUAUGCCCUUAACAGAGUCAUGACCGAACUGGAGCAGCAGCAGUUUGAUGAGUUCUGUAAACAGAUGCAGCCUCCUGGAGAGUGAGCCGCCCGUGUUCAAACCAGAUGGGACCCCUGAGGCUUUGUCUGUGAGCUCAGUACCAGUUUUAAGCUGAGGUGGCCCAUGUGGAGCCUGACAGAACUAGACAAGAAGGCAUUUGUGUUAUUCCUAAAACUGGAUGAAUCUGAACUUCCUAUAUGUAACUUCUGCUUCACUGGUUCCUCCAAUUUGAAUUGGCCCAAUGCUUGCUGAAGAGACUUGUUUUAUUCUCCUAAGAUAAUACUCUUAUUUUUUAGACCUUUUUCUAUUGUUUGAGAAAAAUCAGUGUUUCUUGUGAAACUGUAAAUCUCCAAAAAAAAUAAAAUACUAAUAAAAUGUGCAUUUGCUCAUA
Messenger RNA from Myotis davidii, 730 nucleotides. RefSeq names its product small vasohibin binding protein (gene SVBP). Gene Ontology annotation, cellular component: apical part of cell. The coding region runs from base 184 to 384 and encodes 66 amino acids. The record is from RefSeq and is a predicted model, not a curated record. The transcript is spliced from 4 exons. NCBI's taxonomy places the organism in Eukaryota, Metazoa, Chordata, Mammalia, Chiroptera, Vespertilionidae. Gene Ontology annotation, biological process: protein secretion; negative regulation of protein ubiquitination.